Messenger RNA from Dermochelys coriacea (leatherback sea turtle), 2536 nucleotides. Its product is annotated as amiloride-sensitive sodium channel subunit beta-like. The record is from RefSeq and is a predicted model, not a curated record. Gene Ontology annotation, biological process: sodium ion transmembrane transport. Gene Ontology annotation, cellular component: membrane. Gene Ontology annotation, molecular function: ligand-gated sodium channel activity. NCBI's taxonomy places the organism in Eukaryota, Metazoa, Chordata, Testudines, Dermochelyidae.
GAAUGACCGGGGCUCUGGGAUCACAGUGAGAGGUUUGGGGGCCAGGGUUCUGGGAUCACAGUGAGAGAUUUUGGGGGGCAGGGCUCUGGGAUCACAGUGAUGAGGAGAGGUUUGGUGGAACCCCAAGUUAUUUUCUGUGUUCUAGAUCCUUCCCCGUUUAGUCUCCUAGCUCCAUCCACAACUCCCCAGUUAGACACACAAUAAACAAGCCAUUUGCACAGGAAGCAGGUCCCUUUGCAGCUGGCAGGCCCCCAGAGGAUUCUCCCGAGCUGGGAUGCAUUUAAGAGCAGGCAGUGCAAUGCCCUUGAAGCAGUAUUUCAUUAGAGUGCUGCAUUGUGUCCAGAAGGGGCCGGGAUACACAUACAAAGAACUGCUGGUCUGGUACUGCGAUAACACCAACAUGCAUGGACCCAAGCGCAUCAUUCGAGAGGGGCCGAAGAAAAGAGUGUUCUGGUUCUUCCUGGUGCUGCUCUCAGUGUCGCUGCUUAUUCUGCACUGUGGGACAGUUGUGCAGCGAUAUUUCUCCUAUGACGUCACUCCAUCGCUCUCGGUGGGAUUUAAAGCCAUGGCAUUUCCAGCGGUCACAGUCUGCAAUGCCAGCCCCUUCAAAUACUCCAAGGUGAGGCAUCUAUUGAAAGAGUUGGAUGCGCUCACUGAGGCAGCCCUGGAAAGGAUCCUGCAGUCCAAGCUUGGGGACGCAAUCUCAGCUCCCCCACUAAACUCCAGUGAGACUGUUUAUCAGAGGUUAGACCUGAAGCUCUGGAACCAAAUCCCCUUGGUUCUGAUUGACGAGAGUGACCCAGACCAGAUCAUCGAUCUCUUUGAGACCAAGCAAAGCGGCUCAGGAACCAGACCCAACAAUUCCUUUCCCUCCCUGUCCAACGUGAUGUCAGAAACACAGAAACACCGAGUGGCAGUGAAGCUGUGCAGCCACAAGGCCACCCCCCAGUGCAUCUACAAGAACUUCACCAGCGCAGCCCAAGCAGUGACAGAAUGGUACAUUCUACAGUCCACUAGCAUCCUCUCUAAAGUCCCGCUGCAAGAGAGGAUCAAGAUGAGCUACCAGCCAGAGGACAUGAUCCUAGCAUGUCUGUAUGGGGCAGAGCCCUGCAGCUACAGAAAUUUCACCCAGAUCUAUCAUCCUGACCAUGGCAACUGCUACAUCUUUAACUGGGGCAUGGAUGAGGAAGCCCUGAUUUCUUCCAACCCUGGAGCAAAGUUUGGGCUGCAGUUAAUUCUGGACAUUGGCCAACAAGACUACAUUCCCUACCUCACAUCUACUGCUGGGGCCAGGCUUAUGCUGCAUAAGCAGAAGAGUUUCCCAUUUCUUAAAGACCAGGGCAUCUAUGCCAUGUCUGGGACAGAAACCUCUAUCAGCGUAUUAGUGGAUGAAUUGGAGCGGCUGGGUUACCCUUACAACAACUGCACGACAGAUGGCUCUGAUGUCCCUGUGAAAAAUCUAUAUAACAAGUACAACACUUCCUAUUCCAUACAGGCUUGUCUGCACUCCUGUUUCCAAGCUCAGAUGUUCAAAAAUUGUGGGUGUGGUCACUAUCUGUUUCCUUUAUCUGAAGGGGUAAAUUAUUGCAACAGUGAAGAUGAUCCAGACUGGGCAUAUUGCUAUUCUUCACUGAGACCAAGUAUAGGACACAGGCAGUCUUGUAUUGACUCUUGUAAGGACACAUGCAACAACACUCAGUUCAAAAUGACCAUCUCUGUGGCAGGCUGGCCAUCUGAGGUGUCAGAGGACUGGAUUUUCCAUAUUUUGUCCUAUGAAAGAGAUCUGUCGACAAAUGUGACACUGGACCGAAAUGGGAUCAUCAAGCUAAAUAUUUACUUUGAAGAGUAUAACUACAGAACCAUCUCGGAAUCUGCAGCUAAAACUCUCUUUCUGCUUGUGAGUGAAUUGGAAGGCCAGUUCUCAUUCUGGAUGGGCGGCUUGGUGCUGUGCCUCAUUGAAUUUGGAGAAAUCAUCAUUGACUUUCUGUGGGUCACCAUAAUUAAUAUCAUCAGUUGGUGCAAAGGCCUGAAGCAGAAGCGAGUCCUGGCCCAGUACCCAGAUACACCUCCAACUGUGUCAGAGCUGUCACAGGCUCAUGUAAAUUUUAGGUUCCUACGUGAAGAAUCCCAUUUCAACCCCAAUAAUGAAAUGUAUCCCAAUGAAGAAAUCCCACCAGAACCUGGCACUCUGCCCCCGUACUACGAUUCACUAUGCAUUCAGCCCCUGGAUUUCACAGAAUCAGACAGUGAUGGAGGGGGCCAGAUCAACACUAAGUGCAAUUUAUCAUCUUUAUCCAACUGUCCCAACAAAGAGCCUGGUCUGCCUGGGCUCUGCGAUUCACUUUGAACAACACUUUGUUCUUAAAACUCCAAAAUAUAAACCCACUGAAGAAGCCCAGUAUUGCAAGGUGAACGCUUGGGGAAAUUCUGCACCAAAAAAUUAAAUAUUCUGCAACAAAAAAUGAAAAAUUCUGGGCGCAAUAUUUUAAAAUUCUGCAAAAUUCAGCAUAUUUUGUCAAAAUAACACAAUAUAAUC